GCUCCGAUUUAGGGCUUAUUUAUUUAGAAAUAUGAAUUUAGGGCUAUAUUGCCUUUAACCGCACCUCGAUUUCUCAACGAAAGAGUUCGUAACUGUGCAUGCUUACAACUUUACUUUACAAGCUGUUUUCGAUCUAAUGUUAGCCAUCUUUCUCUCCGAAGCAGAACUGCAUGGAUCUAAUAAGUCAACUGCCAGAAGAUGUAAAACACAGAAUACUAGAGUGUCUAGAUACUCGAGAAGCGGCCAAAGCUGCUCUUCUCUCAACUCAAUGGAAUGAUGUUUGGUUGCGACAUGGCCGACUUGUCUUUAGCGAUGAGGUCUUAUUAGGAGAAUGUGAAGGCGUUAGAUGCUCGAAAAUGAUCACUAAUGCUCUGUUACUCCGUCCUGGACCGGUUAAGAAAUUCACUCUGGACACUUCCCUAUGGGAACCUGCUAUGCAGCAGUCUGAUUUAGAUCUCUGGUGUCGUUCUCUAACAAAAAAUGGUAUAGAGCAUCUUAACCUCACUAUUGAUGCUCAGGACAUGGGUGAUAAGUACACACUACCUGUUUGUAUAAUUUCCUGCCCGACAAUCAAACAACUGCAACUUGAUUCUAUUGAUAUUUGUUUGCCGGGCAAUCCUCGACCGGGUAGUAUGUUUUCUGGCGUGACCUCUUUAAAGUUCACUUUCGUUGAGUUUUACCGUCAUGAUAGCCUCACAGUUAUCCCUCAUAUUCCUUAUCUUGAGGUGCUAGUGUUCUGGGAUUGUCAUGGGAUAGAUACGUUCGUGAUCAAUGCUCCAAGACUUAAAUACCUCAGCUUCAACGAUGCUCGGUUCGUGGCUGAAUGGGAAUGGAUUGAGCUUCAUUUUCGUGUCAUUAAGACUCUUAUCUUUGGUGCAUAUACGUUUUUGGUGAGAAUCAUGCCUUCCUAACAUGUUGCACCAUUCAUAAAGAAUAGGCCCCUGAUACAUAUGUUUUUUCUCUAGUCUCAUUCAAGGUUAACCAAUUGCUUUGUUUUGUCUUUGACUUUAUAAAGUAUAAGACUGAUGCUACAAUAAAUAUCCAAGAGAGGCUUCCAAUUGCUACAAAUCUGCAAGUGAUUAAGCUGCAUGCUUUUAGGUUUGCUGAUGCGAAUUGCAUUAAUCUUGUUAUUCAAUUGCUUCGGAAAUGCCCAAAGCUACGCAAACUGGAGAUAUUUAUAUCAAACUAUCAGUCACGUUUGUGGGGUGAAGCCAGUCCAUCUAUUUUGAGAGAUCUGGACAGUUGGUUUUGUGAUCUGGAUCUCGGAGAGCUUAGAACAGUAAAGAUGAAAUCAUUUAACGGAUCACGACAGGAAAUGCUCUUUAUCAAAUUAAUUAUAUCAAAGUCUCCCUCCCUUGAGGAAGUUUUAAUUACGGAAUCAGGCCGCAUUGAUACCUCUGUGGCUUUAAAAGUACUAACGGAGAUGAUCUCCUACCCUCGUGCGUCGCCAAAAGCAAAGAUUGUUUUUCUGCGACCUGGCUAGGCGCUGCUCUAUUUUCUGAAUAUUAGGCAUUUUUAGCCCCUUAUAAGGUGCAUCUCCAUCGGUUCUGCUUGCAUAGGUUCUACACAAUAUAUUUGGUGAUUUAUGGUUUCUUCUAUUUUCAUAACCGCAUUUAAGUCACAGGUUGUGUAAGUUACUUUAUAACUUGCAAUGAGCGUGGGAAACUGUAGCGCUCUUGAAGUGAUAUCAAGUGAUAUAUAAACACAUAUUUAAUUCACAGGUUACAAGGUUCUACUUUUUACCAAAUAAAGAGCGUAGGUAAUACUUCGUAUAUGCUAUAAAGAAGUAUAGCACUACUAGAUUUCCUGGAUUAUCUGUCUUUUGUUGGUGUUUUUGUAACCUUGUAGUAUUCCAUCAUCCUUGUGGGUUUGUAUUGUUUCUAGUCCGUGUUUAGAAAAUAGGUUUUAUAAGCUGAAUCACUGGAGCUUGAUAAAAGUUUGACUAUAUCGAUGCUGAUAUGAUCAUACUCGAUAAGUUACACAAGUCAGAACAUUUAACAAUCGCAAAACAAGAGAAAUACUAAUGAUGUAAAUUCUUAAACUGUGCCAAGUGAACUUCAAAAUUUACUUAAAACAACUCUUAUUGUCUUGGAUAACAAAUCCAACCAAACUGAUUAGUGUGUAAGAAACGCAUUAGUUAUGAAAUCACUUUUGAUAGGCUAUAUGAAUCAUAGAAUCGUAAGUAGAAGAUAGACAUUCAUUACACCAUAUGAGCACGGAUAGAGCCAUUGCUGGUAUUGAAUACAUUGUUCAUCAACGCAACAUCAUUUUGUAUUCAAUACAUCGAUUCUUUCUCUCAUUCUUCUCUAUUUGUUUUUCAUUCUGUGACUGUUGGAUUGUUGGGAUCUAAUCAUGUCAAUUUUAUUUUUUAUUCCUAAAAGUUCUCUCUUUAUUUUUAUUAUCUUAAAUCUUUUAUUCUCUUCUUUUGUCUUCUUCUCAUUUUUAUUCUUUUCCAUGUUUAUACAUUCAAUUUUUCCUUCUUUUUUCUUCUUCUCUUUUAUUAUUUCAAUUCAAUGUUUAUGUACUUUUUCGGAUUAGUUCCCUUCGUGAAAAGAUAUUUUUCUCACCCUACUAAUUUUUUAUUUUACUUUCUUUUUACUUCCAUUAUUCUUUUCUUUUUUAUUUUUCUUACCUUAAUUCCACCAUUAAUAUAUUUUUCUAUAUUCUGCAUCACCAUAUUUUUCUAAGUGAUUCCAUUAUUAAUUCUAUCAGCUAUGAUGAAAAACUUUCAGAUAAAAAAAGUGAAGAAGGAAAAUGAAGGAUAAAAAAAAAGAGAAUUGUUGCAAAGAAAGAAAGAGAAAAGAAAAUAUAGCAUGAAUCCAAUAAGUCAAAAAGCCAUCUUCUUUAUUGUACUAUGAAUGUUAGAAUAAACAUUAUUUAAAACUAUCUAUAUGGGAGAAAAAAGUUGAAGUAUAGCUUCUGUAACGCAAUAAGGAAGAUCAAGAUUUGAGUAUUAAGAUAAACUAAAAAUGCAAUGAAUCUUUUGAGUAAUUACUAUUAUUAUUUCCAGUGCUUUCUUUUUUCUGUUAAUAUAAUAGCACAUGAUUGUUUUGACUCAUUCUUGGCAAAGAGAGAACUUUAUUGGAAGGUAGAUUCUGAUUUUCUAAUGUUAGUAGCCUUAAAUUCGAAAGAUUCCUAAUUGGCAAAAAGAGAACUUUAAUUUAAUAGCCAAGGAAAGUGAAUUGAGUUGGAAAAAUAGGCAAAUAAUAAUAUUCAAACUAUGGGUGUAUGCUCUGACUUAACUUACAUCUCUGCCUUGAUAAUCGAUUGCUUUUUUUCUCUUUCUCAGGUGUUAUAACCUUGAAAAUUACCAUGACGAAGUUUCGGAUAGAGGAACUAAAAGAUGCUCCCGCUAAACUUGAUCCAUAUCAACAAGGAAAGAAGUAGAUAUGACCAAAUACUGGACAUCUUCUAUGAUGAUUAGGCUAUGUUAUCAAUGAAAAUAAUUUAUUUUUGUGCAUUUCUUCAUGUAAAUUUAUAUGACAAUGGUGAGUCAACUGAUUUAUGUACUCUUUGCUAACAUAAUUGUCUUGGAUAAAUUUCACAAAUCUAUCCGAAGAAGAAAUUGUUGCUAUGGAAAGGUGGCAAAUAUUGUGGAUGAAAUUUAAAAGUAUAUUGUAUUAUAGGAGAAAAAAGAUAAAGGGUUAAAGCUGGU
Messenger RNA from Cuscuta europaea, 3655 nucleotides. Lineage: Eukaryota; Viridiplantae; Streptophyta; Magnoliopsida; Solanales; Convolvulaceae. The record is from the annotation of a GenBank genome assembly.